Dendronephthya gigantea is the source of this 821-nucleotide messenger RNA. Its product is annotated as microfibril-associated glycoprotein 4-like. The coding region runs from base 17 to 805 and encodes 262 amino acids. The record is from RefSeq and is a predicted model, not a curated record. NCBI's taxonomy places the organism in Eukaryota, Metazoa, Cnidaria, Anthozoa, Malacalcyonacea, Nephtheidae. The transcript is spliced from 4 exons.
UGAUUCAAAUUGUGAAAUGUUACAUAACGUGGUUUACAAUACAUCUGAGAGAUUACUGGAGAAGAAUUCCUCCUAUGAUUAUGUUUAUCUUCUCAACCCACAAAAGGGUUACAAUGAAAGUUGUUUUAACGAUGAAAAUGAAAGAGUCAAAGACUGCGCUGAUAUCUAUCAUAAAGAAAUAAAACAAAGUGGAAUUUAUAAAAUUAAUCCCGACGGACAGGGAAGUUUCAAAGUGUUUUGUGAUAUGACAACAUCAGGUGGAGGAUGGACUGUAUUUCAACGUCGUCUUGAUGGAAGUGUUGACUUCUACCGAGGAUGGCAAGAUUACAAACAAGGUUUUGGUAACUUGAGCGGGGAAUAUUGGCUUGGACUUGAUAAAAUACACAAGAUGACAAAUAUUUUAGAAAAUGAACUUCGAAUCGACAUGGAAGAUACAUCUGGAAACACCAGAUACGCUCAUUAUGAUUCAUUUAAUGUCAGCAGCGAAAGUGAGAAAUACAAGUUGAAUGUUGGGGGUUAUCAUGGUACAGCAGGAGACUCGUUAUCAUAUCAUAACAAUAUGGAUUUCAGCACCAAGGAUUCUGACAAUGAUAUUGCGAAAAUCAACGUUAACUGUGCGGUGACAUUCAAAGGAGCCUGGUGGUAUCGUGGCUGUCAUUAUUCCAAUUUAAAUGGUUUGUAUCAUUAUGGCAAUCACACAUCGUACGCUGAUGGAAUCAAUUGGCUCCAUUGGAAAGAUCAUUAUUAUUCUCUGAAAUCAACGUCGAUGAAGAUACGACCACGUGAAUUUGGAAAGAAUAAAUAAAGUUGUUGAACGAUAA